GUGUCGAACGAGUAAAAGGAAGUAGUCGCGGAUAUGCUUUCUUCAUGGAAUCAGCUCCCAUUAAAUAUCAAGUUCACCGUGAAUGCAAUCUGACACAAGUUGGAGGCUUGUUAGACUCAAAAGAGUAUGGUAUCGGAAUGCCACUUAAUUCACCAUAUCGUACCGCAAUUAGUCAAGCAAUUUUAAAUUUACAAGAAGAAGGAACAAUUCAAGAACUUAUAACGAAAUGGUGGGAAACUAAAGAUAAGGAUGAAAAUGGCAAUGAAAUCGAUUGUGAAGCUGAUGAUUCAGAGCAAUCUGAUACACCCGAGCUUGGUAUGGACAACGUGGGCGGGGUAUUCUUGGUUUUGGCUAUUGGUAUACUUCUAUCUAUUUUGGUCGGUAUUCUAGAGUUCAUUUGGUCCAUCCGACGCACCUCGAUUGAUGAACGGAUUACUCCAUAUGAGUCAUUCAAGAAGGAGUUCAAAUUCGCCGUGAGUGUAUGGGAAAAUCGUAAGCCAGUUGCGCGUAUGUCAAGUGCUGGCAGUUCAAUACGAUCAAACAGCUCAAAUGGAGGCGAUGAAAUGCAAAUGGGUCCGACCAAAAAUGCAAAACAAAACGGAGUCAAUGGCUAUUGACUUGGAAGUUAUAAAUGAAAUUCGAUCAAAUGUAGAAUAGUUUGGAUUUAUUUCCCGUAAAUUGCUUAGGUUUAUUCUGCUUUGCAUUGCAUCGAUUCAAUUAUUUUACAUUGCUUUUAUUUGAUUCAUUUUCUGAUUUUCUUUAUGGAAAUUUCCGGGACUGUAUCUUCCGGGACUGUAUCAUUAUCUAUGAGUGCUUUGAUGAUUUCAAUGAUUCUAGGUUCAUCCUCUCCUCUCAUAAAGGGAAUGUUGUUGAUCAAGUGGGUAACACUGCCUUUUCCAUUAACGAAUUCCCGGAUCAAAUCUCUAUUUUCUGUUACUGAUCCUUGAUAUUUGUUACGAGCAUUGUUGAUGUCAUAUUGAUUUACUCCCUUCAAAAAAAAUCUCAUUGUGCUACGAUCGUUGUUUUAGUAAAUAAUACACUCGAGCCAGUGCCAUAUUCAUCUUUAUUUUGGAUCUGAGAGUAUUGAAUAAGCAUUAUGAAUAAUGUUGAAUUUUUCCAUUGCAUUGACCUUUUCAUUAUCUGCGACCCGGUCUGGGUGAUAGAUACGAGCGAGUCGAUAGAAACCUUUUUUCACUGCAAUGAACACGCAUUUAUUAUUAAAAAAAUUCUAAGUGUAAAUAUGCACUGAUUUUACCAUCUUGAAUUUGUGCGUCACUUUUUAACUGGAGGAUUUCGUAUAAAUUUUUGGGUCCAAAAUAUUUUUCCGAAUUCAUGAUGAACCGAAUCACAAAUAACAUGCAGUCACAAUUUGACAGUUGACAUUUAUCAACGCUGAAUUGAUGGAAAUAUUCAAUUCAGCAAUGCAAUAUUACCGAGCUAUGACUGUCACAACACAAUCGUAAACAACACAAAUUUUCCUGAGUCAAAUGUAUGCAAUGAAACUACAAAGCUGAAUAAAGUAGAAAUUUGGAAAUAAUGAUGUAAAUAAAUAUGUUUUAGCACAA
Sitodiplosis mosellana (orange wheat blossom midge) is the source of this 1565-nucleotide messenger RNA. Its product is annotated as glutamate receptor ionotropic, kainate 5-like. Gene Ontology annotation, cellular component: postsynaptic membrane; plasma membrane. NCBI's taxonomy places the organism in Eukaryota, Metazoa, Arthropoda, Insecta, Diptera, Cecidomyiidae. The annotation marks the transcript as partial. The transcript has 5 exons. The record is from RefSeq and is a predicted model, not a curated record. Gene Ontology annotation, molecular function: glutamate receptor activity; transmitter-gated monoatomic ion channel activity involved in regulation of postsynaptic membrane potential. Gene Ontology annotation, biological process: modulation of chemical synaptic transmission; synaptic transmission, glutamatergic.